Messenger RNA from Fragaria vesca subsp. vesca, 1758 nucleotides. RefSeq lists its product as uncharacterized. The coding region runs from base 1 to 1758 and encodes 585 amino acids. The record is from RefSeq and is a predicted model, not a curated record. Lineage: Eukaryota; Viridiplantae; Streptophyta; Magnoliopsida; Rosales; Rosaceae. The transcript is spliced from 4 exons.
AUGGACAGGUGUCAAAUUUUUGUUGGUGGCACAGGUUUGGCUCAGGCACAGUAUCUGGAGCUGGAUGACGAUGAUUGUUCCAUUAAUGGCCACGUGCCUGGUUCAUUUGCUGAUGGGAGAGUACAGGUAGAUAAGAUUGCAGCUGCUAAUCUGGAGAAGCCUAUAGCUUCAACUGAAGUCAAACCUCCAUCUUUUGCAUUAAAUGAGAAGUCUGAUAGCAGAACGUCUGAUGGUGUAUAUACAGUUGCGCCUGGUGCAACAGGUACCGUACCAAAACCAGUGCAUACAGAUAAAGCUGAUAUGAAUAAUUCAGAUGCUGAAGUCCCUUUUAGGGUACCAGAAAUUCUUGUGUCAUCAUCAGCAGCACCUACUAGCAUAUUUUCCACCAAUUCUCAAGUUUCCAACAAUUUAGCAAGUCAAAGUUCUCUCAGCAGCAUGGCCCCCACUGCCAACACUAACAGUGGUAACAACAUUGCUGCUACUAGUGCUGUUACCACCAGCAAUCUUUUUAGCCCAGUUUCAGCACCAUCCUUUUCAGCCGAACCCUGUUCUAAAUUUUCAGUCUCUAGUGCAACUACGGUGACACAGGUACCUGAAAAUUCUCCCUUGGAAUUGUUAGGAGACAAAAACAAGCAAGAUGGUGGUUUUGCUAAUCUAAGCCGCACAGUUUUGCCUGGCACAUCUACUACCAGUGCAGGCACAGAAAAUAGUUUUGUGGGUGUUUCUGCUGCUGCGUCCUUCCCUACUGCCACCAAUCAGUCGGGCCCUACUUUCAGUUCUGGUAGUGGAUCCGGUCUUGGUGUCCAGGCAUCACCUGGAUUGUUGUUCAAAUGUGAACCCUCAUCUGCCUCAACUGCGUUAACAUCUGGAAGUUCUUCCUUGGAAUUCUUAAAUGAUAGGAACAAGCAAGGUGGGUCCUUUGGUACUGUAAGCAGUUCCUUGUUUUCUGGCACAUUUGCAACAAGUGCAAGCGCAUCAAGUAACAGUUUUGGGUUUUCUGCUGCUGCUUCCAUGCCUACCGUUACCAGUCAGGCUCCUGGUUCUUCUCUGUUUAGUGGUGGCAGUGGAACUGGUUCUGGUACCCACCUGUCCCCUGCUGGGACAGGAGUUGCGGCUUCCACACAGAGUGCACCUGUUCAACCUGGCUCAUCAUCUUCCAGUUCGGUGUUCAAUUUUGUAGGAAAUACAGCUUUCUCUUCUGGGAUUUCUGCUCCAACUACCAACAGCGCAUCGGGGUUUGCAAUAUCCAAUGGUGCAUCAUCAACUGGUGUGUUCCCCUUUACGUCAUUUGCAACUACUGCCACAUCUCAACCUGCAUUUGGUAACUCCAAUCCUAUGGGCUUUUCUACAGCUCCGUCUGGUAAUAAUGAUCAAAUGAGCAUGGAAGACAGCAUGGCUGAGGACACUGUUCAUGCAUUACAACCCACAGUUGCAGCCUUUGGUCAACAGCCUGUCUCAGCUCCUCAAUCUACACCCACGUUCCAGUUCACCCAGCAACCUGUGUCAACCCCUCAAACCCCCUUUGUAUUUGGAGGUUCCUCCAAUGGCUUCCCGUUUCAGAGCCAACAAAACCAAUCCAACUCACAGAAUCCUUCCCCAUUUCAGCCUGUCAAUAGUUUGGCCAACGCGCAGAACCCUUCACCAUUUCAGGGUUCUAAUAGUCUAGGUUUGCCCACCAGUAGCUUCUCACUGGGCGCCCCUGACAAGUCUAAUAGAAGGAUUGUGAAGGUUAACCGUAGCAAGAACAGGAAGAAGUAG